CUUUCCCGGUCCCGCCCCCACCGCUAUGGCGUCUCUUCUGCUCCGCAGGGUGGUUGGGAGCUGCCGCCUCCUCUUCUUCCUCCAUAGAGGAAGCUCCGGCAGCAGCAACAGCAGCCGCGGUGUCACAGGCACAGGCUCCCUGACUAAACAAGCUGAAGCAACUGCUGCUACAGACUGGGAAAAAAAAUUGACUCCAGAGCAAUUCUAUGUAACCAGACAAAAAGGAACUGAACCGCCAUUUAGUGGGAUCUAUCUGAAUAACACAGAAUCAGGAAUAUACUACUGCGUGUGCUGCAAUGCCCCGCUGUUCAGCUCAGAAAAGAAGUACAAUUCUGGGACUGGAUGGCCAUCGUUUUCUGAGGCUUAUGGUACCCGUGACAGAGAUGAAAGCAAUACCAAUAUCAUGAGACGACCAGAUAACUCAUUGGGCUCAACUAGAACUGAAGUUGUCUGCAAACAGUGUGACGCCCAUCUAGGCCAUGUGUUUGAUGAUGGUCCCAAACCUUCUGGGCAGAGGUUCUGUAUCAACAGUGUUUCAUUAAACUUCAGACCAGGCUCUGGUCAGUGAGAAGUGGAUGUCUGUGGCUUACAGAACAUCCUUUCACUGCUCAUACCACAGGCUUGUCAAAAACUUAUGCUUUUAAUAUAGAACUCAGAUUUUAGUACUUACACCACUGCAGCUUUGCUUUCCAGCUAUUAUCAGUGUUGAUAAAAUACAUACUUUCGUGUUAAAUCUUUGGCAGUCUGCCUGUUCAUGGUUCGUGUGAUGUAAGUGUUGAUCUGUUUAUUGUAUUUUUUUUAAUUAAAAAUAAAAUAUCUAUGCAAUAGUUCACAUUCAUAAUUACCAAUAUGAACUGCACUGAGGCUGCUGAAAUGGAGUACUCUCCUGAACCUGACUUUGCCUAUGCUCAACAGUAGUUGUGGCACCCAGGAAUACAGAUGUACAAAAGCCAAAGCUUUUACUUCUGUAAAAUCAUCAUAUCCUUCUAAAGGGAAGUAAAAAUAACAUGAAUCUCCAAAAUAAGGUUUGAGAUGGGUCUUUUUUUCCUGAUGUGAGAGGCCUUUAGCCAAGCCAAGUGACUUUUCCAUGAACCCAUAGAAGCAGAAGGAGGGCCUAAUUAAAACUAUUCCAGGCAAUGGAACCAGUGGAGACACGGAGUCUUUCUUCUUUAAAAUCAAUGACUUUGAUUCUGUGUUUAAUAGCUGAAGUAGGGUUUGCUCUAGGAACUUUCUCUUACAGAAAUGAUAUGAUAAUAAUGUAACAGUCUGUGUAAUAUCUCCAGACUUCUGUUAUCACUUGUGUAUUUCAAAAUAAAAAUGAAUGUGAAAUUGACUGUAUUGGGGGAUCAAAAAACAUGUUCAGUAAAGUGAUGCUUUUGUUGAAAACA
Strigops habroptila (Kakapo) is the source of this 1388-nucleotide messenger RNA. RefSeq names its product methionine sulfoxide reductase B2 (gene MSRB2). The coding region runs from base 26 to 568 and encodes 180 amino acids. Gene Ontology annotation, cellular component: cytoplasm. NCBI's taxonomy places the organism in Eukaryota, Metazoa, Chordata, Aves, Psittaciformes, Psittacidae. Gene Ontology annotation, biological process: response to oxidative stress; protein repair. The record is from RefSeq and is a predicted model, not a curated record. The transcript has 5 exons. Gene Ontology annotation, molecular function: peptide-methionine (R)-S-oxide reductase activity.